This is a messenger RNA of Cavenderia fasciculata, 1464 nucleotides long. RefSeq lists its product as uncharacterized. The record is from RefSeq and is a predicted model, not a curated record. The transcript has 4 exons. NCBI's taxonomy places the organism in Eukaryota, Evosea, Eumycetozoa, Acytosteliales, Cavenderiaceae. Bases 1 to 1464 code for a protein of 487 amino acids.
AUGAUUGAAAACCCAUCACCAACUUGCGAUAAUGAAGGAACCAAUCAAAAUGUGACCAUGGAAAGUUGUUCAGAUGCUCUUCAAGCACCACCAGGUCCAUUUGUUUUGCCAACAGAACUUGAAUGUGAUUGCAAAAAACAAAAGGCACAAUGUCAAGUCUAUUUAGUAUAUCAAUUCAACAGAAGAGUUGAUACUCUACACAAAUCUCUCGUUAUUGAUAGUUCUCGUCGUGAUAUGCACUCCAAGAUUGGAGAUCAUGAGAUCGAUGUUGUCGAUCUAAACAACAUUCGAGAAAAGGAGAAGGGGCUUUGCGCUGUCUCUAGUGCCUACAUGGUGGACGAACCACUCUCUGACUGCCAGUCCAGCUUGGAUCGUUUUCGCGACAGCACAAAUUACCUACAGGAUAACAUCCGUCUGGUAUGUCGCGAAUUCAACACCAAUGCCAAGUGGACCACUGACCUACUUAGAUCAAUUGGUUUCGAAAGUGAAUUCAACCAGUCUUUUGCCGACCCCUCUUUUGACGAACUCAAAGAAUUGUUUAUCUCCAACAAGGUGGAGAGUUAUCUCAAGUCGCUUUGGAGAAAUGCCAAGGAAAAUAAUGACAAACGUAAUGGUCUACGAACAAGAGAUCUGGACAAUCCAAUGGGAUUUGACAUUACGGUACCCUUUCUCACUCGUCUCUGGCUCUUUUUAAAGGCAAGAUGUUACUAUUCUGGCAUCGAUUUUGAAUACACGCCUCAUGUGAUUAUCGAUCAAGUAUCCAAAGUCGUCAAGCCCCAACCUGUCCAACCAGUGGCCGAGUCUCAACCAGUGGCCAAGAUCCAAUCCAUCAACUAUGAUGACCUCCUUGACGAAGAGAUAUCUGACGACCAAGACCUCUCUGACCUCUCUGAUGACGAGGACCUUUCUGACCACGCCGCCGCCAAUCGAUCUACCUCUACUGGUCAAUCCACCUCCAACGGUCAAUCCAAGGAUGAGGUAAUCACCAGAGUGAAAUCCCCAAAUCCUUACAAGUUGUCAAUUGAACGUCUUGAUCCCACACUGGGAUAUCUUCAAUCCAACACGGUUCUCAUUCUGUAUUGCUUCCAAUCAGGUGUGACCACCAGUUACCACAAGAACAAUUUGGUCAAGCAACAACUCAAAGCUGCCCAAGACCACUUGGAUUCAUUGCUCAAGCAACCGUUGGACUCGCAAGAUCCGUUGGAGAUUAAAAGAUUGCAAGAUAUUGUUACCAGACUUGAAAGAAUGUUGGAGCUUAGAGAGGAGCGUUAUCAAGAUAAGAAGCAUUUGCUUCCACGCGUCGAACAACCCAAACAAGUGGUACUUGGAAAAGAUCUAUGGCCUGAAUUAUAUGCCACCAAACCAUUACCAAAUAUCAACCCACAGGACUUGUAUGACUCUCUUCCAGCAAGCAUUCGCAAUGAACUAUUUUCAAAUGAUGAUGAUGAAAUGACUGAUGUUUAA